AUGGCCUUGGAACUUGGUUCCAACUCAAGUGAAUUUGCUCGGAACCGAGGCCCAAAACUCGUGUUUUAUGAAGGCAGAUUCAAGAAGGGCUUAAGGCAAUGGGGUCGUGCCAUUGGGCCUGAGCCUGGGGCCCAUCUGGGUCUUGGGACCUCGAUGCCGUACAAGUUUCGAUUGAUGCUUCAAGAGGACUUGGAAAAUUCUAGAUCUGUGUAUGAGACAUUGCACUUUUGUCCACAACAAAACUUUGAACGAAUCCAGGAGGUCCGCAAAGCUCUUGAUUGUUGGCUGGACACAGAAAACACCAUGUGGCACCAAUGCACAAAGCAAAUGUGGAUCACAAAUGGAGAUCGAAACACAGCUUUUUUCCACCGAAAAGCAUCCAAUCGCAAGCAGAAAAACUUCAUUGAAGGUUUAACCGAUGAACAUGGCAGGUGGCAGACUGAUGAUCACUCAAUGGAGCAAAUUACUUUGGGCUAUUUCUCUAAUAUUUUUCACUCCAAUGGUCCCACAGACACUUUAGCAGUUGUUGCAGCAAUCAAACUAGUUGUUACUGACUCUAUGAAUAGAUUCUUGUGCCAACCCUUCCAAGCAGAUGAGGUCCAUCGAGCAUUAAAGCAGAUGCAUCCAAAGAAAUCAGCAGAUCCUGAUGUCAAGAACCCUACAAAAAUAACACAAUACAGACCCAUAAGCUUGAGCAAUGUCAUCUCGAGGCUAGCCUCAAAAGUCAUUGCAAACAGACUUAAGAGGUUCCUACCAAAAAUAAUCAGUGAACACCAGAGUGCCUUCAUGGAUGACCGCCUUAUCACUGAUAAUGUCUUGGUCGCUUUUGAAACCAUGCAAUACUUAAACCAGAAAAGAAAUGGUAAAAUAGAGGAGAUAGCCUUAAAGCUUGACAUGAGUAAAGCUUUUGAUAGAGUGGAAUGGGCUGCCUUUGGGAUAUCAUGCAUAAGAUGGAUUUUGAUAAAAAAUGGGUUAAAUGGUAAGCCCCACGGCCACAUCAUCCCCUCUCAGGGUUUGAGGCAAGGGGAACCCAUCUCUCCUUUCCUUUUUCUGUUUUGUGCAGAGGGACUCUCAUCUCUUCUCCAACAGGCCACAACAAUUGGUCUACUUAAAGGAGUAGCAGCCUGCCCACUCGGCCCACAGAUUUCACUUCUCUUUUUUGCAGAUGACAGUAGAUCAAAAAAGAACAUAUUCCGUGCUCUGAAGGAAAGAUUAGACAAUAAGCUUUCAAGAUGGAAAGAAAAACUGCUCUCUCAGGCAAGAAAUGAGAUUCUCAUUAAAGCAAUGGCCCAAGCAAUCCCAACUUACACAAUGAGUGUUUUCAAACUCUCAGAUACACUUUGUGAUGAGAUGACUAGUAUGGUGCGCUCCUUCUGGUGGGGCCAAACAAAUGGAAGAAAUAAAAUGCCAUGGUUGUCAUGGGAUAAAGUUUGUGUUCCAAAAUCUGAUGGUGACUUGGGAUUUCAAAAUCUAAAGGCUUUCAACUUGGCACUUCUCUCCAAGUAA
This is a messenger RNA of Quercus lobata, 1506 nucleotides long. RefSeq lists its product as uncharacterized. The record is from RefSeq and is a predicted model, not a curated record. Bases 1 to 1506 code for a protein of 501 amino acids. NCBI's taxonomy places the organism in Eukaryota, Viridiplantae, Streptophyta, Magnoliopsida, Fagales, Fagaceae. The transcript has 7 exons.